AUGAUGGACAGCACAAAGCUCGAUGUGCAGCUUUUUCAAAAUGAGAUUCCCAUGGUGGCUGCUAUCCCCAUGACAGAAGCUGAAGACGAAGACUGCGUUCGAGUCUAUUCUUGCAGUGUCAUCCCAAACGAUAGUACCGAGAUUGGAGAUCGCAAUGAGAGUCAACAAGCGACUAGAAGUUGCGGCUGUGCGCCAUCGUCUACCCCUGGAAGACUAGAGAGCACAGAUGCCCUACCGGUAGUAGGUGGUCGAGUAAAUUCCAGCCAGCUUACGGCCAGCACGGCACCGUCCACCGUUCGAAGCAAUUCUGCAGUGGAAGACGAAGCAGCAGCACAAGAAGAAUUACCGAGAGACAGCAGUGCUACCGUUAUUAUUGCGACUCCUACCCCACAACAACCAACUCCUGCCAGAACCACAUCGCCACCCACAGCCUUUGCCACUCCCGAACCGCCAAUACGACACCACGAGCGAUCGGCAUCGUCGCCUCCUGAGACGACCACCAUUUCUGUCACUCCCCCACGGCAUUCCUCCGAACCGCCUCUGACAACCCCUAAUACUUGCGGGUGCCCAUCCACUCCAGUAGUAAUACAACCACCACAACAACGAACAAUGGUACGAGAAGAAUCCGCUCCUCUUCAAAUGGAACAACUCACAUCUCCGGCACCGUCCAUGGUCGUUACGGACGAAUCACGACAACAAACCGUCAUACUGGGCAAAUGGAAAACACCCCUCUUUGCCUGUCUCUCUCCAAAGGCAUGGUGCACAUCGUCACUACCUUGCAUGUCCUGCUGUUGUGGUUCCAUUGUCAUGGGACAACUCAUGACCAGAUUGCGGCUCAAUUGGUUGGCGCGGUUGGAUCACGAACGAUACAAUCGAACCUUUGGCAUCUUGGUGGCCAUUACGUUUUGUUACUUUUGCACCGUGGCAUUUGGCAUUGGAGGAUUUGUCUAUCCCUUUUUUUGUCUCGUUAUUGUCUUGUUGGGAAUGCGGGUACGGGCAUUGAUGCGGCAACACUAUCGCAUCCCGGCACGGUAUUGUUGUCCCAAAGUCACGUGUGGGUAUCCCGAAAAGAUUAUUGCCUGGGAAGACUUUUGUUGUCUGUUUUGGUGCACGUGUUGUGCCACGGUGCAAAUGGCGCAACAAACACACGACGAUAAGGAAUAUCCCUACGAGUGCUUUUCGCCGACCGGAUUGCCCCCGCAUGCGUCCGAGAUUGUGGUGUGA
Molecule: messenger RNA, 1224 nt
Organism: Seminavis robusta
Lineage: Eukaryota; Bacillariophyta; Bacillariophyceae; Naviculales; Naviculaceae
Source: the annotation of a GenBank genome assembly